UGACACUGACGCAACACUGACGUUUUACUGUCUUUUCAAGUUAAGCUCCGUUCCAUUGCAAUCAUGGCGGUGAACAAUAUUUCGAAAAAACGAAAAUUCGUCGGCGACGGAGUUUUCAAAGCAGAGUUAAAUGAGUUCCUUACCAGGGAACUCGCUGAGGAUGGAUACUCUGGAGUUGAAGUGCGCGUUACACCUACGCGAUCAGAAAUCAUCAUUAUGGCGACCAGAACCCAGAGUGUUUUGGGAGAGAAGGGCCGCCGCAUCAGGGAGCUCACAUCUGUAGUUCAAAAGCGUUUCAACAUUCCCGAACAAUCUGUUGAACUAUACGCAGAGAAGGUUGCCACCCGUGGGCUCUGCGCUAUUGCCCAGGCUGAAUCUUUGAGAUACAAGCUUAUUGGAGGACUGGCUGUUCGUCGUGCAUGUUACGGUGUACUCAGGUUCAUCAUGGAGUCUGGUGCCCGCGGCUGCGAGGUGGUGGUGUCAGGCAAGCUGCGUGGUCAGCGUGCCAAGUCCAUGAAAUUCGUCGACGGACUCAUGAUCCACUCUGGAGACCCCUGCAAUGACUAUGUCAACACAGCCACAAGACACGUGCUGUUGAGACAAGGAGUACUCGGAAUUAAGGUGAAGAUCAUGUUGCCGUGGGACCAGCAGGGCAAGAACGGGCCGAAGAAGCCGCAGCCCGACCACAUCCUGGUGACGGAGCCCAAGGACGAGCCCGUGCCGUCGGAGCCGGUGUCGGACGUGCGCUCGCUGGCGCCCGCGCCCGCCGCGCUGCCGCCGCCGCAGCCCGCCAUCGCGUAGUCUUAAUUAAACUCUUUCACACAUA
Messenger RNA from Colias croceus (clouded yellow), 826 nucleotides. It is a transcript of the gene RpS3, whose product is annotated as 40S ribosomal protein S3. Gene Ontology annotation, biological process: positive regulation of apoptotic signaling pathway; translation. Lineage: Eukaryota; Metazoa; Arthropoda; Insecta; Lepidoptera; Pieridae. Gene Ontology annotation, cellular component: cytosolic small ribosomal subunit; nucleus. The transcript has 4 exons. The coding region runs from base 64 to 801 and encodes 245 amino acids. The record is from RefSeq and is a predicted model, not a curated record. Gene Ontology annotation, molecular function: structural constituent of ribosome; RNA binding.